Molecule: messenger RNA, 864 nt
Organism: Acanthosepion pharaonis
Lineage: Eukaryota; Metazoa; Mollusca; Cephalopoda; Sepiida; Sepiidae
Source: the annotation of a GenBank genome assembly
AUGCUCCAUGUCGACCGGCAGGGAGGCACUUGGAGAUUGCUGGGAUCUGUUGUGUAUAUUCACAGACAGGAACUCAUCACUACGCUAUAUAUAGGAUUUCUUGGACUAAUCUUCUCCUCAUAUUUUGUCUACCUCGCUGAAAAGGACAAUACCAAAGAAGGGAAUUCUGCAUUCACUAGUUAUGCUGAUGCCCUUUGGUGGGGUGUUAUAACAGUGACAACCAUUGGGUAUGGAGACACAGUUCCACAGACCUGGAUGGGGAGAAUUGUUGCUUCUUGCUUCUCAGUCUUUGCAAUUUCCUUCUUUGCUCUCCCAGCUGGAAUUCUAGGAUCUGGUUUUGCUCUUAAAGUACAGCAGAAACAACGUCAAAAACAUUUUAAUCGACAGAUACCAACUGCUGCCAAUCUCAUACAGUGCCUCUGGAGGUGCCAGUCGGCAGAGCCUUCGUUUAACUCAUCAGCCACUUGGAGAAUGCAUAUUCAAGAAAACCAAAAAUACAAUCGGCCGUGUCAAAUUAAUCCAAACCCCUCCGGGUUUUUUCGUGUUGGUCGCCGAACGAGCUUACUGAAAAAACGAAGGUUUUCCCGAUCACUGAAUCCGUCAGGUGCUUCUCUUGAUCGACAAGAGAGUUGCUCUUCAUUACCUGGAUUCUUUGAGCCUCCAAACAAACCAUCCACUCCAACUAGAGGGAAAGAAAGCAUUCCCAGAAUGUGUCUGCCUCCUGAGAACAGUGAAACUUCCAUGGACGAUGCAGACAAUGAAAUAGAUUCUUCCCAAGUUUCAAAACCCUUUGAGUAUGUAUCAUGGCACUUUGAACCCUUUCAUUUUCAUUCUUUAUCAGAUAAUCCUCAUCUACAAGGUUGA